UCCUCACUCACCUAGUGCCGGCCGGGGAGGUGCGCGGAGAGGGCGCGCCGGGGAGCCGGGGCCUCCCUCCAGUGCGGCGCGCGCGGCCCACGGAACGCCGGGGAAGGCGGCUCGCGGGGCUGCGCGGCCGGGGACAGGCGCUGGGCGGCCACCGGGCUCCCAGCGCCGCCGCGUUCCCCAGCGCCCGGGCCGGCCCCACGGAGCGGCCUACGGGGGCGGCGCAGUUGCGAAACUGAGUUGCCUGUGUAUCUCCUCCUAGAAUACCUGCCUGGUGCUCUACCCUUCCUCAAGACUACCUCACACUCCUCCCACCUGGGGACGCCAGCACAGCAAGCUGACUGUACAGACUGCCUUCUCCAAGUUUCCAUAGCCAGAGACAUGACCUGACACCUUUGAUGACCAGUCUCAGGGCCCUUGGGUGACUGGCUGGUACACCAUGGAACUUAAAGUAUGGGUGGAUGGAGUUCAGAGGAUCGUUUGUGGGGUCACCGAAGUCACAACUUGCCAGGAGGUUGUAAUAGCCUUAGCUCAAGCAAUAGGUCGAACUGGAAGGUACACUCUAAUAGAAAAAUGGAGAGAUACUGAAAGACAUUUGGCACCUCAUGAAAAUCCUAUCAUAUCCUUAAACAAAUGGGGGCAGUAUGCUAGUGAUGUGCAACUUAUUUUACGUCGAACGGGGCCAUCUCUCAGUGAGCGACCCACUUCAGAUAGUGUGGCUCGAAUUCCUGAAAGAACUUUAUACAGGCAAAGUUUGCCCCCCUUGGCUAAACUGAGGCCUCAGAUUGACAAGUCAAUCAAAAGGAGAGAACCUAAAAGAAAAUCAUUGACAUUUACAGGAGGUGCCAAAGGAUUAAUGGAAAUUUUUGGAAAAGGUAAAGAAACGGAAUUUAAGCAAAAGGUGCUGACUAACUGCAAAACAACAGCAGAUGAGUUAAAAAAGCUGAUCCGUUUACAGACAGAGAAGCUUCAAUCCAUUGAGAAAGAGCUAGAAUCAAAUGAAAUAGAAAUACGAUUUUGGGAGCAAAAAUACAAUUCUAACCUUGAAGAGGAAAUUGUCCGCCUGGAGCAAAAGAUCAAAAGAAAUGAUGUAGAAAUUGAAGAGGAAGAAUUUUGGGAAAAUGAAUUACAAAUUGAACAGGAAAAUGAAAAACAGCUAAAGGAUCAACUUCAAGAAAUAAGGCAGAAAAUAACAGAAUGUGAGAGCAAAUUAAAGGGCUAUUUGGCUCAGAUCCAGACUAUGGAAAACGGUCUUGAAGCAGAAAAAUUGCAACGGGAAGUCCAGGAGGCACAAGUCAAUGAAGAAGAGGUUAAAGGAAAGAUUGGUAAGGUCAGAGGGGAAAUUGACAUUCAAGGCCAGCAGAGUCUGAGGCUGGAAAACGGUAUUAAAGCUGUGGAACGAUCUCUUGGACAAGCAACCAAACGAUUACAGGACAAAGAACAAGAGCUGGAGCAGUUGACUAAAGAGCUGCGGCAAGUCAACCUCCAGCAGUUUAUCCAGCAGACAGGGACAAAAGUUACCGUUCUGCCAGCAGAGCCCACUGAAGUGGAGGCCUCACAUGCAGACAUAGAAAGGGAGGCACCUUUCCAGUCGGGGUCCCUGAAGCGGCCUGGCUCAUCUCGGCAGCUCCCCAGUAAUCUUCGUAUUCUACAGAAUCCUAUCUCAUCUGGUUUUAACCCUGAAGGCAUAUAUGUAUAACGUUCUGUGUCUUUAGGGGAGAGACCAAUAAAGGUACCAACAACAGUGAAAAUCUUUUCUUUGAUUUGUGCCAAUGAUGAACAGAGGAUAUAUUUCACAAGCCACUGUAUCUUUUUUUCUGUCCUAAAUUGCAUACCACUUGGAGCCAUACCCUGUGCACUGAUGCUAAAGAACAAAGAAACUGUGUUUUCACACAUCAACAGUGUUGACGUUUUUAUCUAGCAGCUGUAAUGCAAAGCCUUCAUUUUUAUUUGUAGCAUUUUGAGAGCAUUAGGAAAGUAUUAUACUGUGUGUCUACAUAAAUAAAAUCGUGACUUAAGAGUGAAGAGGAAUAUGUGACUGGCUUAGUUUAAUUUAUUCCAUGUAAUCAGUUAAUGUGUGAAUGCUGAUGUUUUAAUAUUUUUAUUACUACUUAUCCUGUGACUGAAUUACAUUGUGUAUUGUGUGAUUAUAACUUUGUGCGCACGUUGCCAGACUCCACCCAUAUAUUACUGAUUUAUAGCUACACAUGCAACAUAGGGUGCUUCACCAUCAAAACUAACUCCACAAGAACCCACUUGCAUUUAUUUUGUGACCCCAUCAUACAUAGCCAUUGCUUAAUUAGGUGAAGUAAUUCAGGUUUUCUAAUUAAUCUGGAGUUUAAUCUUUUCUUUACAAUAUUCCCAGUAUAUGAAUGACCACAUAUCAGAACAGAAAUAUUUUCAUGAGGUAAAUUGUAUGUUAAAAGGUUUGCAGUCCCUCAGACACUGCUGAACAAAGAUGUGAUUGUUGACUAUAUCUCUCCAAACAGGCAUGGGGUUUCCUGACACAUGAUGUGUUGUGUUUCCGCCCUGCCUUAUCAUGUUACUCUCAUGGAUCCUCAGAGUUGCCAUAAUACAUAAGUUAAAGAUACCUGAGGAUCAGGGCAGUCUACUUCAGGAAGGUCGCUUUAAGUGGCAUAUUUUUUAAAUAACCCACUUCGUAGGUAUGGUCUUUUGGUGUGAGGUACCUGAGUAAGGUAUUGCUUGCACAUAAGUUACUCUGUACGUUAUGAACUAUUGCAGUUUCUCCAAUCACUUAGGUAGAGAGAAAGUGGAUUGGAGUUAGGUACUUUUUACCAAGGAAAUAAAGUUAAACUCGGUGUUUGUUUUCAUUUUUGAGCUUGACUUUUACAGGACAUUAAUCUCCAUUUGUACAUGUAUUUUCUUCUUUAUAAAACCAAAAAUGAGUCAGCACCCCUCCCAUGAGUACUGAUCUAACUAAGAUUCACAGGUAAUAUCUGGACAGAGUGAUCAGAUACUUCUUAGUCAUUUUUACGUUCCCUCUGAUCAAAAUUUGGUACAACAUAAUUAAGACCUUAAUCUGAAAUUUAAAGUUUUUAAUUCUGAGGAGAAUACAUUCUCUGUAUUAUUUACAUGCAACAAAGUAACAGUGGAUUAGUAUAUUCAUGCAAUGGUAACAAUAAAAAGAUGUAAGUUAUAUCUUAUGCAUGAGGGCAACUUUGAAUGUUUUAAAACAUUUGACUUAUUUUUGGUCUAAAGAAUGCUAAUAAUGCUGCUAUAUUUAGGUCUCCAAUGAAAAAUUUUAAGAAUGGCUAUGAAAAUACAUAGAAGCUUCUAGAGGACUGAAAGUAAUAAUGCAGAGUUGCCUUUUCUAGUCCAGCUAAAUGGCAGAUCUCAACUAAAGAUAUUAUUUUCUUUGGGUUCUUGGAGUUAUUGAGUUGACCUUGCCAUUAUACUAUUUUACAAAUAACUUGAGAAAUAAAUGAUUCUUACCUAAAUAACCGCAACCUGUACACAUUUGCUCUCAAUUUAUAAUAGUCAUUUCAUAUCUACGUGUAAUUAAAAAUUAGAAUUUUAAAAACUCAAAAUAAUUUGUAGAUUUUAUGAUAAUGAUUUAUGUAUGCCUGAUAUAUGCCUUAUUUUUAAAGGGUUCCAUCCUAUACUAAGAGUCAUUUUUUUAUUGUUGUUCAGAGAAAUUGUGAUCUUAUUCACAAAGAAAAACACUUUUUGUAAAAUGAUCACCUUCUAUUUGAAUCAAAAUGUUAAACUAAAGCUAUAUUAAACUUUGCAACUAUAAAUUGCGAAGAUGCCUUGGCAUGCCAUGAGAAAUGUAAGUCAAUAUCCAAAUUAAUCGUUGUAAAUUACUCUUAGCAUUAACCUAAUAACUCUAAAGAGAGACUGGCAGCAUCCUUCCAACUCGUAGCAGUGUUGGGUUCCCCCGGCCCAGUAUCAUAGAUAGUAACUUCUCUGACAACUUUAUCCAAAUGUUCAAGCUGCCAAAUAAUCUUUACGGACCUAAUUACAGAUAGAAAUACCAUUUCCUAGAUAAGAAGAGUAUAUAAGUGUGAAUUUGAUGAAUACAUUGAACAGCUGUACUUUUUAAUCAGUUAUAUUACUUCUGGAAGCACACCUCUAAGAAAUGUUUUCUAAGGCUUUUUAUAAAAUAGGGUGAAGAAAACUCAUUUCUCUAGAACAUCUUAAAAAUGUUUUAGUCAUUUUUAUCCAUUGUGAAUACAAAUGAGUUAGAUUAAGUGCCACAUCUUUGGAUACCUUUUGGGGCGGUGGGGCGGGUGGUGACAAUGGUAUACAAAAAUACCAAAUAUAAAAUUUUGCAUCUGGGAAAAUAUUCAGGUUCUAAAUACUGAAUUGGAUGACAAGGUUUAUAUAUAUAUAAUACUGCAAGUUGUUUUAUUGUGAUUUUCUACAAGUAUUAAAUACAUUAAAAGAUUAUUUUUUUUAACCAAGUGAUAAUCUGAAAUAGCAUUACUAUAUUUGAACCUUUGAGUAUCUGUCACCUCAGAGAAUGAUCUGUAAUGGGUUGCCUCAGUCCUUUUGUUGUUCUUAUGAGACAUUUUGGUUUGUUAGCAUUUGUUUUUUGUCUUGAUGCACAGGGAAUUUAUAUGUGAGACUUCGGCUGGUAUUAAUAGGAGUUAACCAUUUAAUUCCCACAGUUAUCACUAAACUAGUCAUUAAUUCCCAUAGUUCAAAUUCAUCAUAAACUCAAGCUAAAAUAAGAUUGAUGCUAUAAAAAAUACAGAAUUUAUGGUGUGAAGUGCGAAUUUUAACAGUGAAGAAGAGCAAAUAAGCACCUGCUUCCAGAGAAUAAAUAAAAUUUUUACCUGUAUUAAAAGAAAAUUUUCUUUGUGGAUAAGAGCAAAACAGUCCUUUGAGAAAAGAAAUUCAUUAAAACCAUUUCUAUGAACAUAUUUCCAAAUUAGAACUAUAAUAAUGGAUUGAGGAAAUAAUAUGGAAAAGGCAAAAACUCUUGAUUUCAGGUGUGCAGAGGGCGUGGACAGUUCCCUAUGUGCAUUGCCUUUGAAAAUUGGGCCUUAAUUUAUAUGUAAAUAACAAUGCUGUGUUCACAUCCCUCUUCCACCUUCUAAAGUUGUCUUUAUUUAGUCUGUAUUGUAUAAAAUUUAGCUCAUAAGUAUUACUUUUAUAUUAUGUCCAUUUUUUUAAUUGCAUGUUUAUACUAUUUGCUACAGUAUUUUUAAGUUCUGGGUGAAGGCCAUCAGCUGUAUGGAGAAGACAAAACAAUCACUAUUUAUUCAGUAUUGCUGCUUUACAUUUCCAUAAUAAGCUUUCAAUGCCAGGACAGUGACUGCUUGAAAGCUGCAGGAGCUCUAUUCCAAUGCAUUUUAUAUAUUUUUAGAAACCAAAUAAAUGCAGAUAACUAUUUAGUAUACUAAUUAUAUUAAACCAGCAGAAAUAUAAAGGCAAUAAAGUAUAUGCAUAUAUAUGGGGGGAAGGGAAAGAUUAAAAAAUAGGUUUAAAGCCAGACAUGGUGAUAGCCCUAAAUAUAUUUCUCAAUCUGUCUCUCUUUAUUGACCCAAGGAGGAUUUGAGUUGCUGCAGCUUUAAACAGAAAAUUGCCACGUUCACUAAUUGUGGACACAGAAAUAUGCUUUUAGUACUGCUUUGCUUAUGUACAAAUAUCUGUAAUCUGUAUUAUAUGUAAUUAUUAUUUUCUUUUGACUUUCACUUCAAAAUGUAUAUUUUCUGAUUAUUAUCAUGAGCUGUAAAACAAAGAUCAAUAUCUGAUAUUCUCCCAAAUAAUAAAUUUUCAGGAUUAAUUGGGGCAUUA
Molecule: messenger RNA, 5760 nt
Organism: Hipposideros armiger (great roundleaf bat)
Lineage: Eukaryota; Metazoa; Chordata; Mammalia; Chiroptera; Hipposideridae
Gene: RASSF8
Product: Ras association domain family member 8
Exons: 6
Coding region: 437-1696 (419 amino acids)
Biological process (GO): signal transduction
Source: RefSeq, a predicted model, not a curated record